CUGCUCUCCAGGCCCUGAAGCGUAAGAAGAGGUACGAGAAGCAGCUUGCACAGAUAGAUGGCACGUUAUCGACAAUUGAAUUUCAGAGGGAAGCCCUUGAGAAUGCCAACACGAACACUGAAGUGCUUAAGAAUAUGGGUUUUGCUGCUAAAGCGAUGAAAGCUGCUCAUGACAACAUGGAUAUUGAUAAAGUAGAUGAAUUAAUGCAGGACAUUGCAGAACAGCAAGAGCUGGCAGAUGAGAUUUCAACAGCCAUCUCAAAGCCAGUAGGAUUUGGGGAAGAAUUUGAUGAGGAUGAACUCAUGGCAGAACUAGAGGAACUAGAACAAGAAGAACUAGACAAAAACUUGCUGGAAAUAAGUGGUCCCGAGACAGUACCACUACCAAAUGUGCCCUCAAUAUCAAUACCGUCAAAGCCAGCCAAGAAGAAAGAGGAAGAGGAGGAUGAUGACAUGAAAGAGCUGGAAGCUUGGGCAGGAACCAUGUAACCACAGCAGUAACGUGCUGGAAAAAAGACUUUGAUUACCUAUUCUGGGUGCAAAUGUGUUGUGUUGAGGAGAAAGCAUAAGGAAAAUGUCUUUAUCUUUAAUUUUAACCCAAAGCAGUGGGAACUGCAUUGCUGUUUUCUGCAUAGCAUGGUCUGCACAAAGGAAAGAAAGGGGAGCAGGGGGAAUUGCCUGCAGUUUAUACGGUUGAAUUUCUGUAAAAAAGUUAUUCGCAAAAUCAAACAUUCAGCUUUUGGACUGUGCUACUGCCACUGCUGGAUCUUCAUCUUCAAAAGUUUGGGCCAUAUUGAAUUGAAAUAAGCUGAAAAACACUCUGUAAUUUUAAGUCAGUUUUAGUGUGUCUAGAAGUCUUGUAAAGCAUUUAAAAACCAGGAGAAGUUGUAAGCCACCAUCGGCUUCUUAUUGUGUUUAGGUGCAAGAAUACUUUAGGUUUUUAGUUCUUUGCAAGUUCUAUUUAUAUCCCUCGACUGAUGUGUGGCCAGCCUUGUGUUUGUCACGGCAACAAUGUAGUCACUGUUCCCAUUUUAAUUGGUGAUAACGAUUUGCAGUUGAGGAAUGCUAUCUUGGAAGUAGGGAGGAUUUAAAUUUCAGUUGUACAUUUUUCUACAUAGCACUACAAUGUUUAUUGCUUUUUUGUGAUAAUCAAUAACCCAUUCAGAUACCUGCACACAAUUAUUUUAAUUAAGAAACUACUAUGGAUUGCACUGUAUUAAAUAUCUUGAUUAAUUUUCA
This is a messenger RNA of Leptosomus discolor (cuckoo roller), 1238 nucleotides long. NCBI's taxonomy places the organism in Eukaryota, Metazoa, Chordata, Aves, Leptosomiformes, Leptosomidae. The record is from RefSeq and is a predicted model, not a curated record.